AUGGCCGCAACAGAUAAUUUUGUGGACAUUGCUCCGGAUAUUUUGAAAGGAGGCGCCCAGGAAGACCGCGGUGAGACAGCCAGGAUGCAAUAUUUCAUUGGAGCCAUUGCAGUUGGAGAUUUAUUGAAGUCAACCUUGGGUCCAAAGGGUAUGGACAAGUUGUUGCAGCCUAUGAACAUGGAAGGUUCUAGAGGAGGUACCAAUGUUGUUACUAACGAUGGCGCUACUAUCUUGAAAUCUGUAUGGCUAAAUAACCCAGCAGCUAGGGUUUUGGUUGAUGUUUCCAUGCAACAAGAUGCUCAGUGUGGAGAUGGAACCACAGGUGUUGUUGUUUUAGCCUCGGAACUAUUGCGUGGCGCUGAAAAACUGAUCGAACAAAAGAUACACCCUCAAACCAUAUGUUUGGGUUUCAGGAAGGCCCUCAGGGUUGCUAGAGAACGAUUAGAAGCGAUAAAAUUCUCUAGAAUAUCAGAUCCUGAGCAAUUUGAACAAGAUUUAUUACACAUCGCUGAAACAACUUUGUCAUCAAAAUUACUUAGACUAGAAAAAGAGCAUUUCGCACAAUUGACCGUUAAGGCACUAUUAAGAAUGUAUAAAGAACUGGAUACGAGUGCCGAAGACGCGUCAUCACAUAUUAAUUUGUCUCUAAUACAGAUCAUAAAGAAGCCUGGAGGCACAUUGAAGGAUUCUUAUCUAGAGGAUGGGUUCGUGUUAGAAAAGAAAAUAGGUGUUGGCCAACCAAAGAGAAUGGAAAAUUGCAAGAUUCUUAUUGCAAAUACACCUAUGGAUACAGAUAAAGUUAAAAUUUAUGGAGUGAAGGUGAAUGUAGACAGCUUCCAGGCUGUUCAAGAUUUAGAAUUGAGCGAGAAGCAAAAGAUGAAGGAUAAGGUAGAUCGUAUACUAAAACAUGGUUGCAAUGUAUUUAUAAACAGACAAUUGAUUUAUAAUUAUCCUGAUCAGCUUUUUAAGGAGGCUGGUGUUAUGGCUAUUGAACAUUCUGACUUUGACGGUAUGGAACGCUUGGCAGCAUGUCUUGGAGGUGAUAUAGUAUCUACAUUUGAUACUCCAGAGAGUGUAAAAAUGGGAACAUGUAAAACAAUCGAAGAAAUAUUAAUUGGGGAAGAUAGACUAAUUAGAUUCAGCGGGUGUGCUAAAGGUGGCGCCUGUUCCAUAAUUUUAAGAGGCGCUUCAUCACACGUCCUUGAUGAAGCAGAAAGAUCUCUUCAUGAUGCAUUGGCUGUGAUAUCUGAAACUUUGUCUGAUGGUGGAAUUGUUUGUGGUGGAGGAUGUGCAGAACUGGAAAUGGCUGAGGCUGUCGAAAAUUAUGCCAAAACAGUUGAUGGCAAGGAAAGCUUAGCUGUAGAAGCUUUUGCACAUGCCUUAAGAGCACUUCCGGGAUACAUAUUGUCAAACGGAGGUUUCGAUAGUGCUGACAUUUUAUGCAGGCUUAAGGCUGCACACGCCUCUGGAAACAGCACAGCUGGUAUUGACAUCGAAUUAGGGGAUGUGGGUAACAUGAUGGAUAUAGGCGUGUUCGAAAGCUUCAAAUCUAAAUUAUCUCAAAUCUGCCUGGCCACAGAAGCGGCAGAAUCCAUAGUUAGGGUUGACGAUAUUAUCAAGUGUGCCCCAAGAGAAAGAGCAAAGGGAGUAUAGUCGUCUAAUACGGACCACAAACAUUCAUUAUUUUAACAUUUCUAUCUU
Molecule: messenger RNA, 1701 nt
Organism: Theileria equi strain WA
Lineage: Eukaryota; Apicomplexa; Aconoidasida; Piroplasmida; Theileriidae
Product: chaperonin containing t-complex protein 1, beta subunit, putative
Exons: 1
Coding region: 1-1653 (550 amino acids)
Biological process (GO): protein folding
Cellular component (GO): cytosol; chaperonin-containing T-complex
Molecular function (GO): ATP-dependent protein folding chaperone; ATP hydrolysis activity; ATP binding
Source: RefSeq, a predicted model, not a curated record